UCGUCAGUCUGGUAACUGUCACUCCAACCAACGGGGAACAUCGCGUGGAGCUGCAAAAGAGCCGAAAGCAUAAAGACUAUGGAGGCCUAGAGAGACAAAACGGACACGGAAUAUGAGAAUCACAAAAGAGACCCAGCGUUCACAAAAACUCUAGCCAUCAACACCAACAACGAUAUAAGUUUCUUGUCUCUCUCGUUUCCCUUGGAAAGUUCGUGCUAAAACAAGCCAAACAAGAACCCCAACUUCUCUCGUAGAUCCGCGCCUUUGCAAAAGGGCUUUGUCCUUUAAUGAAGGAGCUGAGUGUGCGAUACGUGAAGACUUCUGGGUCGUCCUUGUUUUGCUGUCUAAUGGGGUCUUUUUGGUGAAUCACCUCAUUUCUUGGGUGGUUUUGAUAGGCGGCUUGUUUGUAAAGCUAGGGCUUUUCUAUUCUUUAUUGGCUGGCGUGUGCAGGUGUGCUUGAGAUGCAAUCGGGUAGGUCCGGAUCCGCGAGGCCGAUAACCCACCUGGAUCAUUCUUUGUCAGCCUCUGAGUAUUUGACAUCCUCCGAUACGAGAGGAAAACAUCGGGUACAGGCUGGAAUUAAACGUCUCGAACAGGAAGCUAGAUUCUUAGAGGUGCACUUCCUCCUCUGUUUAUAUUUACGGCUGUUAGAAGGAUUUUAUGUCAUGCAGGAGGAGCUGGAACAGCUUGAGAAAAUGGAGAGCUCCUCAUCUUCAUCUUCAUGCAAGGAAAUGCUGAGCAACGUGGAACCAAGACCUGAUCCUUUACUUCCAAUGACAAAUGGCCCAAUAAAUCCAUUUUGGGAUCGAUGGUUUGAGGGCCCGCAAGAUUCAAAAGGUUGCAGAUGCAAAUGCUGGAUACUCUGAUGCUCAUUGCUAAACUCAAGAAUCAACUUACAUAAUGAGAUACUGGCAGAGGCUUCAACUUAUAGACUUAUCACAGUCUUGGAACAAAGUACUAUUGUGAUUCAUUUCACACAGCUGGAGGAUACCGGGUCCUUAGCAAAUGUUACUUGGAAUGCUUCACUGUGCAUACUGGGACUUUGUAGCAAACAAUUCCUUGUCAAAUAAUGCAUGAAAUGCUUAUUGGUACA
Molecule: messenger RNA, 1093 nt
Organism: Carya illinoinensis
Lineage: Eukaryota; Viridiplantae; Streptophyta; Magnoliopsida; Fagales; Juglandaceae
Product: guanine nucleotide-binding protein subunit gamma 2-like
Exons: 4
Coding region: 462-866 (134 amino acids)
Biological process (GO): G protein-coupled receptor signaling pathway
Source: RefSeq, a predicted model, not a curated record